AUGCCCUGUGUUCAGGCUCAGUAUGGGUCGUCGCCACAAGGAGCCAGCCCAGCUUCCCAGAGCUACAAUUACCACUCAUCAGGAGAAUACAGCUCCGAUUUCUUAACUCCAGAGUUUGUCAAGUUUAGCAUGGACCUGACCAACACUGAAAUCACUGCCACCACUUCUCUCCCCAGCUUUAGUACCUUUAUGGAUAACUACAACUCCAGCUACGACGUCAAGCCACCUUGCUUGUACCAAAUGCCAGUUCCUGGGCAGCAGUCCUCCAUAAAAGUGGAAGAUAUUCAGAUGCACGGCUACCAACAGCACAGCCACCUGGCCCCCCAAUCAGAGGAGAUGAUGGCACAUUCAGGCUCAGUCUACUACAAGCCUUCUUCACCCCCAACCUCCAACACCCCAGGCUUCCCAGUCCAGCACAGUCCAAUGUGGGAUGAUCCUGGGAGCCUUCACAGCUUCCACCAGAACUAUGUGGCCACCAGCCACAUGUUAGACCAGAGGAAAGGUCCUGUCUCCAGACUGUCCUUGUUCUCUUUCAAGCAGUCCCCUCCUGGGACCCCGGUGUCUAGUUGUCAAAUGAGGUUUGAUGGCCACCACAUCUCCAUGAACGCCGAGACCUCUGGUGUCCACCAUGUGGUGGAUGGACAGACUUUUGCAGUUCCUAACCCCAUCAGGAAACAGGCGGCCAUGGGCUUCCCUGGACUUCAGCUUGGCCAUGCCUCCCAGCUCAUAGAUAGCCAGGUCCCUUCACCCCCUUCCAGGGGGUCCCCAUCUAACGAGGGGCUCUGUGCUGUGUGUGGAGACAAUGCUGCUUGCCAACACUAUGGAGUUCGCACGUGUGAAGGGUGCAAAGGGUUCUUCAAGCGCACUGUCCAGAAAAAUGCCAAAUAUGUUUGUUUAGCCAAUAAAAACUGCCCGGUGGACAAAAGGCGGAGGAAUAGAUGUCAGUAUUGCCGCUUCCAGAAGUGCCUAGUUGUUGGCAUGGUCAAAGAAGUGGUCCGCACAGACAGUUUGAAAGGUCGGAGGGGUCGCUUGCCAUCCAAGCCCAAGAGCCCUCAGGAGCCGUCGCCCCCCAGCCCCCCGGUGAGUUUGAUCAGUGCCCUAGUGAGAGCCCACGUCGAUUCCAAUCCGGCAGUCAGCAGCCUGGACUAUUCCAGGUUUCAAGCUAAUCCAGACUUCCAGUUGAAUGGAGAUGACACUCAACAUAUACAACAGUUUUAUGAUUUGCUGACCGGUUCUAUGGAGAUCAUCAGAGGAUGGGCUGAGAAGAUCCCAGGCUUCUCUGAGCUCCACAAGCAGGACCAGGACCUUCUCUUUGAGUCGGCUUUCCUGGAACUCUUCGUCCUGCGGUUAGCAUACAGAUCUAACCCAGCUGAGGGCAAACUCAUCUUCUGUAAUGGGGCAGUGCUGCACAGGUUACAAUGCGUCCGUGGCUUUGGCGAAUGGAUCGACGCCAUUGUCGAAUUCUCCUCCAAUUUACAGAGCAUGAACAUUGACAUUUCAGCCUUUUCCUGUAUUGCUGCUUUGGCCAUGGUGACAGAGAGACACGGGCUUAAGGAACCCAAAAGGGUGGAGGAACUCCAGAACAAAAUCAUCAACUGCCUCAAGGACCACGUGACUUUUAACAAUGGGGGCUUGAACCGCCCCAACUACCUUUCCAAACUUUUGGGGAAAUUGCCUGAGCUCCGCACACUUUGCACACAGGGUCUCCAACGCAUUUUCUACCUAAAACUAGAGGACUUGGUACCACCCCCGGCUAUCAUUGACAAACUUUUCUUGGACACUCUACCUUUUUAA
Molecule: messenger RNA, 1794 nt
Organism: Staurois parvus
Lineage: Eukaryota; Metazoa; Chordata; Amphibia; Anura; Ranidae
Source: the annotation of a GenBank genome assembly